ACUCCCUCCCCGCACGUGUUUUUGUUUUCAUUUUCAUUUUGCAGCUGAUGAUCGCAGGUCGAUUUUAUCCAAUUUGUAACGCCGAAACAGCGUUAGGAAGUUUCAUGUAAUUUAGUAAUAAUUUUUAAAUUACAAAAACAUAAAUCUGUGGACAUUUUAUGAAAUUUUCUUGCUAUUUUUAACAGUACUAGCAUGGGAUCUGGAAGCAAGAAAAGAAAGCACGGCCGAGGAUCUCGUUCUCCGUCCAGAGACGACGAACGUCGUCGAGACAAAGAUAGAAGAGACAGGGAAAGAGCGUCCUCCAGCAGCACUUCUCAUCGCCACAAAGAUCAAGCCUCCUCCAGCAAAAGAAAAAGGAGCAGUUCUCCAGAGGAAUUUGAGAGGUCCAGGCAAAGGCCUGUGAAAGUUGAUUCGGACGAUGACGAAGAAGAGGAUUUUUCAUUUGAAAAGUACAAGUACGAGCUCAACAUGAUCUUCUUUCGUGACGGUGACUUGAUCAAACAGGGCACUGAUGAGUAUAAAGACUUCUGGGAUUUUUUGAGAAAUUACUUGGCAAGUCAGAAGAAAUUGGGCAAAAAGUACCAGCCCGCUCGAGAGUCUCGUCUGGACCCUGAUCUUGGCAUUCCAGUGGAGUUCGACAAAAGUCACAUAAUAUCCAUUGGCCUGAAAGCAAAAAUGGAUGAACUGAUGUCAAGGAUGCCUCCAAGGGACCGCAGCACUGGACGGUGGUUGUCGCAGAAGAGAAUUGCAGAGUUCAGGGACAUUUUCCUCAUGUACCUCGACUUCAAGCAAAAGGAAAAGUUUAAGAAACUGAAAGCGCUGAGAGAAGGCCAAACCAAUUUGCCUGUAGCUCACUAUAGAAAAGAAAUUGUUGAGGCUGUGCAAGAAAACUCUGUUGUUGUGAUUGCUGGAGAUACUGGCUGUGGAAAAUCAACCCAAGUUCCGCAAUAUCUCAUCAGAGCUGGCUUUAAAAACAUUGCCUGCACUCAGCCUAGACGAAUUGCUUGCAUUUCUCUCUCCAAACGAGUAGCUUACGAAACACUCAAUCAAUAUGGCUCCGAAGUUGGAUAUCAAAUUCGAUUUGAGAAGAGCAAAACGCAGCACACUAAGAUUCUGUUUAUUACAGAAGGCUUGCUUCUUCGCCAGGUACAAACUGAUCCUGAGUUAUCCGGGUAUGACGUAAUUGUUUUGGAUGAGGUACACGAGAGGCAUCUUCAUGGAGACUUCAUGCUCGGAAUUCUGAAGUGCUUGCUGUUCCAAAGAAAAGAUCUCAAACUAGUUCUUAUGUCGGCCACAAUUAACAUUCAACUUUUCGCUGGAUUCUUUGAGGAAUUUAAUCCAAAAGUUAUUCAGGUUCCUGGAAGAUUAUUCCCAAUCAAACUUCACUACAGACCAAUAGUGCGAGAUAGAUUUGCAAAGAAGUCUGAACGUUUUGAUCCUCAUCCGUUUGUGCAAAUUUUGCAGUUGAUUGAUAAAAAAUAUCCAAAGGAUGAAAAGGGAGAUGUGCUGAUGUUUCUGAGUGGAAUGACAGAAAUUUCCACGGUAGUUGAAGCUGGUAAAUUGUACGCCCAAGAAACACAAAAUUGGAUCAUCCUUCCUCUCCAUAGUACUCUUUCAAUCUCCGACCAAGAUAAGGUCUUUGACUAUCCUCCAGAUGGAGUCCGAAAGUGCAUUGUCUCAACCAAUAUUGCUGAAACGUCAGUCACAAUUGACGGGAUUCGUUUUGUAGUCGACUCGGGCAAAGUGAAAGAGAUGAGCUAUGAUGCAACUUGCAAAAUGCAACGGUUAAAAGAGUUUUGGGUCAGUCAAGCUAGCGCAGAGCAGCGCAAAGGCAGAGCAGGUCGUACGGGUCCUGGUGUCUGCUUCCGCCUUUUCUCUGAAGAGGAGUACGAAGCAAUGUCUCCUUAUACAACACCAGAAAUUCUCAGAGUUCCCCUCGACUCUUUACUUCUGCAAAUGGUGGCAAUGGGUUUGCCUGAUGCGAGACGCUUUCCUUUCAUUGAGGCACCAGCAGCUGAGAGCAUUGAGCAAUCCAUAGGUACUUUAAAAGAACAGGGGGCAUUAACAGUGGAUGAGCACUUGACGCCCAUGGGCAAGAUGCUCUCCUGCCUUCCAGUUGAUAUUACAAUUGGCAAGAUGCUUAUCCUUGGUUCCAUGUUCCACCAAGUUGAACCAAUACUUUCUUUGGCUGCAGCCUUGAGCGUUCAGAACCCAUUUACUAACAAAGCAUACCGAGAUCCAGAUUGUGAAAACUCUAGAAAAGAGCUGGAAUCAGAUCACGGUGACCCUCUUACUCUGUUAAAUGCUUUCCGUGAAUGGCUUGAAGUAAAGCAGGAAAAUAAUGAUAACCCCGGUCACUCCACAAGAUGGUGCAAAAGAAGAGGCUUGGAGGAGCAGAGAUUUUAUGAAAUGACAAAACUGCGCCGCCAGUUUAAGGAACUGUUGCAAGAAUCGAGGCUUUUGUACUCGGCUGAGGAAGAGAAAAAAAUGACAAGCAGUGAGAGAAUCCAGCGGCACGGAGAACUUCAGUUGUUAAGGAAAAUGAAAAGGGAGCACCGGAAUGAAGAGCCUCGUAAAAGAUCGGUGCUAAAACUGGAUCCUUGGGGACUUCAAGAAAGUGGAGCAGCUGGAAUGGAGGAAGAAGGUGGAAAAAUCGAUAUCAAAGAUGUGGAAUUUCGGCUUGGAAAUGACAGGACUCAGCUCAGAAAAUUGCUCACGGGAACAAAAACAUCUGGACUGCGUGACCUCAUGAUGCUGAAAAUAAUUACUGGAAGCGGGCUUUACCCGCAGGUUGCUGUUGCUGAUGAAUUUAACCAUUCUAAGUCCGCGCCUGAGCAAAUGUUUCACACCCGAAAUAAGCCAUUCGCAAUGCUGCAUCCAAUGGGAUUCUUUGCAAAUCACCCAACAGAACUUCACCUCUCUGAAUCUGAUAUAGAUUAUCCUCCUGGUUUUACAACAAAGCAACCUGUCAGCUCCAAGCAUCAACUAUUAAUGUAUAUGACGCUAUUGGAAACUACUAAGCCAUACCUAACGGGGACCAUGAGGAUGCCUGCUGCUCAAACUUUGCUUCUCUUUGCCAGUUCAAUUGACACAAACUUUGAUUUUACUCGAGUUGUUUGUGACUCUUGGCUGCAGAUACGUUUUGCCACUCCUGAAACUGCUCAGGUUUUGGUUUCGAGAGUAGCCAAGCUUCGGGCAAAAUGGGAAAGGCUGAUAGCACUAAAGCUAGAAGACACAAAAAUAGAAGAGAAUGAUGAAAAGGAGAAAACAAGUAGUAAAAGUAGCAACGAAGCUCGACAACUGGAGGCUGAAGUCAGCAUCGACUUGAUUUCUUUCAUGAUGACUGAAGUUUUCUACGCAAUCCAAAGGCUUCUUGCGGCUGACAUUAAAGUUCUAUAUGUUGGUGAAGGAAGUAAUGAGUGCCCAGUUGAUCCCAAUCCCCUUCAAGAGGAUUUUGAAGCUAUUCCAGACAAGAAAAAGGGAGGAAUGCGGCUCACGCCUAAUAUAACCUACAACUGUUUGACAGACACUGGAGACACUAGCUGGACAGGCGUCAAGGCCAUGUUUUGCCCCAACUGCAACCUACCUCUUUCAGUUCUCCCGAUUGAAAGAAUGUCACAUGAGAUGAUAUGCAAAUCCAAAGAAGAACAGGAUGCCGCUGAAGCCGAGACGAAGAAAGAAGUCACGUGUCCGCCGCCAGGCUCUGAGAAAUACCCAGCAUACGAGUGCCCCGACUGCAAAGAAACUUUAUACUUGCCACCCGUCGAAAUUCUCAGGCACAAAAGAAGACAUUUGAAGUGAAAGAAAAAACACUUGACAAAAAAAUAAACUAAAUUUAUUUUAAAUUAUUUAUCUUUUAAA
This is a messenger RNA of Neocloeon triangulifer, 3861 nucleotides long. Its product is annotated as probable ATP-dependent RNA helicase DHX34. The transcript is spliced from 16 exons. Lineage: Eukaryota; Metazoa; Arthropoda; Insecta; Ephemeroptera; Baetidae. Bases 193 to 3801 code for a protein of 1202 amino acids. Gene Ontology annotation, cellular component: intracellular anatomical structure. The record is from RefSeq and is a predicted model, not a curated record. Gene Ontology annotation, molecular function: ATP binding; helicase activity; RNA binding. Gene Ontology annotation, biological process: nuclear-transcribed mRNA catabolic process, nonsense-mediated decay.